This is a messenger RNA of Drosophila rhopaloa, 2237 nucleotides long. RefSeq names its product probable cytochrome P450 6d4. NCBI's taxonomy places the organism in Eukaryota, Metazoa, Arthropoda, Insecta, Diptera, Drosophilidae. The record is from RefSeq and is a predicted model, not a curated record. The transcript is spliced from 3 exons. Gene Ontology annotation, molecular function: oxidoreductase activity, acting on paired donors, with incorporation or reduction of molecular oxygen; heme binding; iron ion binding. The coding region runs from base 31 to 1578 and encodes 515 amino acids.
CGUUAGGCUAGAAAUAUCAAUAAGUUGAUCAUGUUUUCGCUGGUUUUGCUGGUGCUAUCUCUCUUGACUUUGGCGUGGUUCUAUCUAAAACACCAUUAUGACUUUUGGGCCCGUCGCGGAUUUCCAUACGACAAGCACUCCGGAAUUCCAUUUGGAUGUUUGGACACCGUCUGGAGACAGGAGAAGAGCAUGGGCUUGGCCAUCUAUGAUGUCUAUCUAAAGAGUAAGGAGCGUGUCUUGGGCAUUUAUUUGCUCUUCCGUCCGGCUGUUUUAGUCCGAGAUGCCGAAUUGGCACGUCGUCUUCUGGCCCAGGAUUUUGCUAGCUUCCACGAUCGUGGCGUUUAUGUGGACGAGGAGAAAAAUCCGCUGUCAGCCACUAUAUUUGCCCUACGCGGUCAGAGCUGGCGGUCCAUGAGGCAAAUGUUGUCGCCUUGUUUCACCUCCGGCAAACUAAAGGCCAUGUUCAGCACCUCCGAGGAUAUUGGUGACAAGAUGGUGGCCCAUUUGCAAAAGCAGCUACCGGAACAAGGUUCCGAGGAGGUGGAUCUGAAGAAAGUAAUGCAAGACUAUGCCAUCGACAUCAUUGCCUCGACCAUUUUCGGCUUGGACGUGAACAGCUUCGAAAACCCGGACAAUAAGUUCCGUAAAUUGGUGUUGAUUGCAAGAGUCAAAAAUAGGUUUAAUGCCCUGUUCUUUAUGCUAAUCUUCCUGGUGCCCUCCAUCGCCAAGCUCCUGUUUCGAAUGGGUAUUCAAAAUCCAGUCGGUCUGGCCAUGCUGGAAAUUGUCAAGGAAACCGUUGAGUACCGUGAAAAGCACGGAAUUGUGCGAAAGGAUCUUCUCCAGUUGCUUAUUCAGCUAAGGAAUACGGGAAAGAUUGAAGAGAAUGACGAGAAAUCCUUUAGCAUACAAAAGACGCCCGAUGGCCACAUUAAGUCUAUUUCGCUAGAGACCAUUACCGCCCAGGCAUUUAUAUUUUAUAUUGCUGGUCAGGAGACGACUGGAUCAACUGCUGCCUUUACCAUUUAUGAAUUGGCCCAAUAUCCAGAGUUACUGAAGCGCCUGCAGGAUGAAGUGGACGAGACGCUGGCCAAGAAUGACGGAAAGAUCACCUACGAUUCCCUGCACAAAAUGGAGUUUCUGGAGCUGUGCUUGCAGGAAACCAUUCGCAAAUACCCUGGACUUCCCAUUUUAAACCGCGAAUGCACCCAGGACUAUACGGUGCCCGAAACAAACCACGUCAUUCCGAAGGGAACCCCUGUUGUGAUCUCCCUGUAUGGAAUUCACCACGAUGCAGAGUACUUCCCGGAUCCCGAGAAAUAUGAUCCCGAUCGGUUCUCCGAGGAGAGUCGCAACUACAAUCCCACGGCGUUCAUGCCUUUUGGUGAGGGUCCCAGGAUUUGCAUUGCUCAGCGGAUGGGUCGUGUGAACGCCAAACUGGCGAUCAUUAAGAUCCUGCAGAACUUCAAUGUCGAGGUGAUGAGUAAACGCGAAAUUGAGUUCGAGAAUAGCGGCAUUGCCCUGAUGCCCAAAAAUGGAGUUCGAGUGCGUUUGUCCAAAAGAGUGCCCAAAUUAGCCUGAAUUUUGCACACUGAUGAAAUACAAUAGCUAAGUGGCAGUAAAUUCACUUUUGAUUAUAUUCAAUCCGUUAAGUGCUACAAUCGUCGAAAUGAUAAAAGAUAACCUCGGCCAGUAAAUAGUCCAAACAUAGUGUAAAUUCUACAUUAAAUCAUGUAAGAAAUGAAUUAAUGCACUUUUAAUGGUUGAACUUAUUGCAAUCUUUAUGUAAUAGUUACAGGACUAUUGUCAUUACCAAUAGUUUUUUAAAAUUGGAAGAUUCGACCUGUGAUAACCUUCACUCGCAAAUAUGUUAAUAUGUUUAAGAACUGUUAAAAACAAAAAGUUGUAAGCAUCCUAUUUCAAUUUGAAUUCUUUUAUAAAUAUAAGGGCACUUAGAGAAUAAAAUCACUAUCGAUUAGAAGUUUGCCACUUUGAAAUCGGAUGUCUGUAAGAAUUGUUAUGGGCCUAAAUGGUUUUGUAGAUUUUGGGUACUUUUCUGCAAAGCCAUUUUUCGAAAAAAAAUGUUUUAAAAAUGUCGAAAAAUCGAACUCAAAAUACAAACCAAGUUGUAAACACAGAUUUUUAGAGAAUUAAACCGCAAUCAUUUAGAAGUUUGCCACUUUGAAAUAGUAUAUCUGUAAGAAGAGUUAUGGGGAAGUACAACAAAAAUACAAAUCAAG